CCUCCUCCUCCUCUAUUAUAUCACCGUCUCCCUUCUCCCUCGAUUCUUCCUCUAACCGUCAAAAAGACAUUUCUCCAAUUUUGUAAUUGAGAACUAAAUUAGGGUUCCGAUGAAGUUCGGGAAGAGCCUGAGCAGUCAGAUAGAGGAAACCCUACCCGAGUGGAGAGACAAGUUCCUCUCCUACAAAGACCUCAAGAAGAAGCUCAAGCUCAUCGCCGCCGGCGGUGAUCGUCCGGCGAAGCGCGCCAAGACCGCAGCCGGCGGUGGCUACGAGGUCACGAGGGAGGAGGAGGAGUUUCUGGGGUCACUUGAGGACGAGCUUGAGAAGUUCAACGUGUUCUUUGUUGAGAAGGAGGAGGAAUACAUCAUUCGGCAAAAGGAGCUGCAGGAGCUGGUGGCGAUGGCGAUUCGAGAAUCGAAGGAGGAGCUGAUGAAGGUGAGAAAGGAGAUUGUUGACUUCCAUGGGGAGAUGGUUCUUCUUGAGAACUACAGUGCUCUCAAUUAUACUGGUCUGGUGAAGAUUUUAAAGAAGUACGACAAGAGAACCGGUGCACUGAUUAGGCUACCCUUCAUCCAAAAGGUUCUUCAGCAGCCAUUUUUCAUCACUGAUCUUCUAUACAAGCUUGUGAAAGAAUGCGAAUCCAUGCUGGAUCACCUCUUCUCUAUAAACGAACCUUCAAGCUCUCCCAAACACGAAGAAGAAGAUGAAGGCAACAACAGUGGCGAGAAUCCAUCAAAGCCACCAAGAUCCUCAUUGGUCAGUGAAGAGUUCCCAGAUCUCGAUGAGAUCGAGUACAUGGAAAGCUUAUACAUGAAGAGCACAGUCUCGGCCUUGAGAGUCUUGAAGGAGAUUAGAAGCGGAAGUUCAACAGUUAGCGUGUUUUCUCUGCCUCCAUUGAAGACCAGUAAAGCUGAGGAGAGAAUUUGGGAUAAAGUCCCUGUGGUAGAACAACUUGCAAAGUAACCAUGUGAAAGAUUUGCCUUGCGAUUUGUCAUCAAGUCUCCUGUAUCCAAUCGCAACUAAGUUGCUGAUAUUGUAGAAAGGGUACUGAUGCUAUUUUCUUUUUUGUUGUUGUUUACGGUUAUAUCUCACGUUUUACUUGUAUUCGGAUGUACACUAUCAAAAUCUUAAUAUAACUAUCACAUGCACUUUUGAUCUUUAAAAUUUGAAUGGCUAA
This is a messenger RNA of Asparagus officinalis (garden asparagus), 1178 nucleotides long. Its product is annotated as SPX domain-containing protein 1-like. Lineage: Eukaryota; Viridiplantae; Streptophyta; Magnoliopsida; Asparagales; Asparagaceae. The record is from RefSeq and is a predicted model, not a curated record. The coding region runs from base 110 to 964 and encodes 284 amino acids. The transcript is spliced from 3 exons. Gene Ontology annotation, biological process: cellular response to phosphate starvation.